This is a messenger RNA of Fulvia fulva, 642 nucleotides long. Its product is annotated as D-aminoacyl-tRNA deacylase. Gene Ontology annotation, cellular component: cytoplasm. The transcript is spliced from 4 exons. The coding region runs from base 1 to 642 and encodes 213 amino acids. Lineage: Eukaryota; Fungi; Ascomycota; Dothideomycetes; Mycosphaerellales; Mycosphaerellaceae. Gene Ontology annotation, molecular function: D-tyrosyl-tRNA(Tyr) deacylase activity. The record is from RefSeq and is a predicted model, not a curated record. Gene Ontology annotation, biological process: tRNA metabolic process.
AUGAAGGCUGUCAUACAACGUGUCAAGUCCGCCUCUGUGACGGUAGAUGGCCAGCUCGUCUCUACCAUAGGUAAAGGUCUACUAGUCUUUGCAGCCAUUGGCAAAGACGACACAGCCAAAGAGGCCGAGUCUAUGGCUUCCAAAGUCCUCAAGGUAAAGUUCUGGGACGGCGACGAUGGAAAGAAGUGGAAACAGAAUGUCCAAGACAUUGACGGCGACGUCCUGUGUGUCUCGCAGUUCACACUUCUUGCAUCUACCAAGAAAGGGAACAAGCCCGACUUCCACAAAGCAGCGCCGCCCGCCUUGGGCAAAGAACUAUACGACACCUUCUUCAACCAAGUCCGCAAGCUCUACCGCGAGGACAGAGUCAAAGAUGGCGUCUUCCAAGCCAUGAUGGAUGUUGGACUCGUCAACGAUGGACCGGUAGGUGAUUCAGAUCCCCAAGGAGACGACCCUGCAGCAUUUCCACUCCCCCCGAUUGCCCUGGACUACCGCUCGGAGGACGAAGUGGUCACAAUCGAGAUGGAAACAAAUCCACCCGAGAUGAGGAAUCCCACCAACAUGGAGCCACUGAAAGAGGGCCACACCACCAAGACCAAUGUGCAGAAGACCUUCGAGCUCCCAGCCUCGUUACUCGAAUGA